This is a messenger RNA of Labrus mixtus (cuckoo wrasse), 2597 nucleotides long. It is a transcript of the gene fndc7a, whose product is annotated as fibronectin type III domain containing 7a. The transcript has 13 exons. Gene Ontology annotation, molecular function: protein binding. Bases 118 to 2568 code for a protein of 816 amino acids. Lineage: Eukaryota; Metazoa; Chordata; Actinopteri; Labriformes; Labridae. The record is from RefSeq and is a predicted model, not a curated record.
GUGAGAGUUAGCAGGGGAAAAAAAAGUUUAAUUCAAACUUGAGCUGUCUCUCUUAAGUCAUUUUGAGAAACAGCAUCACACAUCUUGCCUUCAGGCAGCAGGAAAGAGUCAGCAGAAAUGGGAAUCCUGAAGUUAAAGAUGCUGAAACUUUUACUUUUGUUGACCUUCACAGAGAUUUUUGCAGCUGAUAAUGAUAUCACCCUGUCAGUGUUCACAGUAACAUCUAAAAGUAUGACAGUGCAGUGGAGCGGUCAAACUGGUGCCAGCUCCUACAAAAUCACAGCAAUACCCAAGAACUCUCCGGAACGAUCCGUCUUCGCUCAGUUCAGUGGCAACACGGUGAUGGGUUCAGUCAACUCCCUGUCCCCAAACACAGUGUACACCAUGCAGCUGGAGGCCAUGGACAACACAUUCAACGUGCUCAGCAGUGCAGAGACGGAGGAGACCACUGCCCCUGAAGUCCCCAGCAUCGAUCAGGCCUACUCCAAACACAGCGACAGCAUCACUGUGGAGUUCACACAGGUUUCCGGGGCAACCAGCUACAUCCUGAGGGCAGAGUCAGUUAUUGGGGAUUUCUUCUCCGAGACUGUGGUGAGCAGCUCACCGGGCACUGUGAUGGAGCUGCAGCCCUUCACAGAAUACAAGCUGAGUGUCAUGUCCGUCAACUCUGGGGGGCGGAGCCAGCCGUCUUACCCCAUCCAAGCUGGGACAGUGGUAAUGGCACCCAAGUUGAACACUAGCUCCCCUGAUGACAGCACCAUCCUUGUAACCUGGACCCCGGUGGAGCACGCUGUCCUCUACACCCUCUGCUUCAUCAGAGAGGGCUCGAGCUCUCGCCUCAAACUGAACACCACCGACACCAUGGUGACAUUUGAUGACCUUGAAUCAGGAACCAAUUACUGUAUCAAGGGCACGGCAUGGGACUCUGAGGGUAGAGUCGGAGAUGACAUCACCAUCUGCCAGAUCACACGUCCUCCAAGCCCAGAUGUGAUCCAGGUCCAGGUUACUACGGGUCGGUCACUUGGGGUCACUGUGUACUGGCAGUUAGUGCAGGGAGCUGAGAGCUACGUGGUCUGGACUACCAAUGGCCAAAACUGCACUUCAACAGGCAGUAGUUACUGCUUUAUCAUACCUGUGGAGUGCGGACAGAACCAAUCUGUCUUUGUCAUAGCUUAUAACAGAGCUGGUGCCAGCAGCCCCUCAGAGCCCGCAGACUACAUCACAUAUCCAUGUCCACCAAAGAACAUCUGGGUGGAGGAGCCUACGGCCGGGAACUGCUCGGUGGUGUGGGAUCAGGUGCCGCUGGUUGAGUACUACAUGGCCUUCAUAAAGAGGGGCGACGGGAUGGAGGAGUCUUGUAACACGACUGGGACCUCCUGCCCGUUUUUCUGCAUGUGUGGCUACACCUACCUCACCACUGUCUUCCCCUACAACCAGGCCGGCUCUAGCCCCUACUCACAAGUCCAAAAUUACACUACCAUCCCUUGCUGCCCAGAUGGCGUUACCGUGAAUCUGGUUUCUACAGAGACUCUGGAGGUGAUGUGGUCACCAGUCAAAGGGGCCGAGCUGUACGAGACCACCGCGGCACAAACCGAUGACACCAUCCACUGUAACGACACAGCACCCGUGUGUGUGCUGUCCGACUUAAGGUGCAACACGGUUUACUCUGUGACCGUCACACCGUGCAGCGAUUUAAGAGGAUGCAACCGCACCUGCAAUCCACACACACAGGAGACAGCUCCGUGUGCUCCAGAGAUCAUAAACAUGACGCAGACGGACGACUCCACUUACAGAGUCCUUUUCACAAACCCCAACAACCCCAACACAAAUUACACUAUCACUGCCAUCGGACGGCAAGACAUCCACAAGUGUCAUGCAAGAAACAACUCGUGUGAGCUAACAGAGCUGCCCUGUGGCUCAACAUAUGAGGUCAUGGCAGUGGCAACAACUACAGUGGGGAGAAGUCUACCUGGAUACACUAAACCUUUAGAGACAGGUCCUUGCUGCCCCAUGUUUAUAAAUGUGACCCAAGUCACCCAGGCUAUGACCAAUGUGACCUGGUCGCCUGGCAGUGGAGCUCGCUCAUACAUCGUCACCCUGACGUCCUCACGCGGCCAUGCUAAGUGUCACACCCUGGACACCCACUGCCUGAUGGGAUGCAUCACCUGUAGCACCAACUACACCGUCAACCUGGAAGCCAUCAGCAGCUCAGGACACAUGUCGGAGUGCAAACAUCAUGGAUUUUCAUCAAGUGCCUGCUGUCCAACAAGUGUCAAGCUCUACCGCAGGACCAACCAGUCUCUCAGGGUGUACUGGCGCUCUUUGGGGCCUCAGAUCCAGAAUCACACAGUAGAGCUGUACGGGACAGGGGCUAACCACACCUGUGUCGGCAAGAAAUACUGCGACAUCCCGGAGGAAACAUGUGGGGAUGUGUACACAGUGGUGGCAGCACCGGUGGGACUGAAUGGGGACAAAGUGAGCUUCUGUCGACCCAGGAUGUUCUCAGUUCCCUGUCCUGGAAGUAAUGCUGGUAUGAUGAUCUCUCAUGGAAGACGCAGUGUGAAUUAAUUUCGGUAAGUUUAUUGUUAGUAAACUCU